AUGAAGCCCUUCACUGCACACUCAUGGCUUCAAUUCUGGUUCUACGGCUUAUACCCCGCCUUGAUGCUUACACUCUCCGCACUGGGUAUCUUCGGUACCCUAGCACUAUGGCCCUUCCGACCCAAACGUCCAGCGCCUCAAUCAUGUGAGACAAUCAGGAGCCAGGAAUUGACUUUGGGGCUUUUUGUUUUAGUAUAA
Molecule: messenger RNA, 198 nt
Organism: Pyrenophora tritici-repentis Pt-1C-BFP
Lineage: Eukaryota; Fungi; Ascomycota; Dothideomycetes; Pleosporales; Pleosporaceae
Source: RefSeq, a predicted model, not a curated record